Molecule: messenger RNA, 570 nt
Organism: Venturia canescens
Lineage: Eukaryota; Metazoa; Arthropoda; Insecta; Hymenoptera; Ichneumonidae
Product: putative glycine-rich cell wall structural protein 1
Exons: 2
Coding region: 1-570 (189 amino acids)
Source: RefSeq, a predicted model, not a curated record
AUGGAAGGUAUAGGGGACAUAACCGAUCAUCGGUCGCAUAGCGAGCAAUUGUUGGACUCGGUCGAUUCCCCGGCUGCGUUGAGUACGCAUGGCCGGGGCGGAAGUGGGGGUGGCUCGAAUGGGAACUGUCGUGGUAUCGGGGGUGGCGGUAGCAGCAACAGCAGCGGCAGCAGCAGCAGCAGCACCGGUAGCGCAAGCAGUUCGUGCAACAUCGGGGACAGCAGUCCAAGCAGUAUCGCUGGCUGCGGCGGCGGCGGUGGCGUUGCUGCGAGAAGCGGCAACGGCUGCAUCAGUAGGGGUAGUAGGAUUAGCAGUUCCGUUACCGGUAACUCCGUCGCUGGGAGCGUUAGUAGCGCCGGCGUUUGUGGUAACAGUAGUUUACGAACGAGUGGAGGAGGAGGAGGAGGACGAGGGAGUGGAAGUGGUGGUAGUGGCAGUGGUGGUGGUGCUGGUGCCGGUAGUGGUGGUGCUGGUGGUGGAAGUGGCGGUGGCGGUGGUGCUGGUGCUGGUGGUGGUGGUGGAAGUGGUGGCGGUAGUAGGAAUCGACGAGCUCGACAUCGACGAAGGUGA